AUGGAUGCAGAGAUGGCUUCCUGGAAGUCCACAGGCACCUACGUUGACGCGGUUCCCCCUCCUGGGGCGAACAUCGUCAGUGGCAUGUGGAUCUUCAAGGUGAAGCGGCCACCGGGCUCUCCACCUGUCUUCAAGGCACGGUACGUUGCUCGUGGCUUCAGUCAGCGGCAGGGAGUUGACUACUUUCAAACCUUCUCUCCCACCUUGAAGAUGACUACUCUUCGGGUGCUACUGCACAUAGCCGCUCAGCGCGACUACGAGCUUCACUCUCUCGACUUCAGCACUGCGUUUCUGCAGGGUAGCCUGCACGAGGAGAUCUGGCUGCGCCGUCCGCCUGGCUUCACUGGGACUUUCCCUCCUAGCACCCAGUGGAGCCUCCGACGGCCAGUCUACGGUCUCCGCCAGGCACCGCGUGAGUGGCACGACACACUGAGGACUACGCUUGCGGCUCUUGGGUUUGCUCCUUCUACUGCUGACCCGUCGCUGUUUCUGCGCACCGACACUUCCCUGCCGCCGUUCUACAUCCUCGUGUACGUCGACGACUUGGUCUUUGCCACAGCGGACACUGCUGGACUCGCCUACGUGAAGUCCGAGCUGCUGAAGAGACACACGUGCACAGACGUGGGUGAACUGCGCAGCUACCUUGGCUUGCAGAUCACUCGGGACAGAGCACGCCGCACCAUUACCUUGACUCAGUCACACAUGGUGCAGCAGGUCCUUCAGCGCUUCGGCUUCACGUACUCCUCGCCUCAGGCCACUCCUCUGCCUACUCGCCACUCGCUCUUAGCUCCGCCUUCGGAUGAGUCCGUAGAGUCGAGUGGUCCGUAUGCAGAGCUUGUUGGCUGCCUCAUGUACCUGAUGACCUGCACACGACCUGACCUUGCAUACCCUCUGAGCAUUCUUGCACGCUAUGUUGCUCUUGGGAGACACCGACCAGAGCACAUGGCUGCAGCGAAGAGGGUAUUGCGCUACCUGUGCAGUACGUCGGGCAUGGGGCUAGUGCUUGGAGGGCGGAGUCCAGUGGUCCUUACAGGCCACGCGGACGCUUCUUGGGCUGACGACCAGGCUACGCAGCGGUCGUCACAGGGUUACACCUUCAGCCUUGGUUCCGGCUCUGUUUCGUGGCGGUCUACUCGCUCGUCUUCGGUUCUCGGCUCCAGUUGUGAGGCUGAGAUCUACGCCGGGGCCAUGGCUGCACAGGAGCUUCGCUGGCUCACCUACCUGCUGACUGACCUUGGAGAGCCGCCUCGUUCUCCUCCAGUGCUGUACGUAGACAACAAGGCCAUGCUGGCCUUGUGUCGAGAGCAGCGCUUGGAGCACAGAACGAAGCACAUUGCUCUCCGCUACUUCCUUGCUCACACUUUCCAUGUGCAAAAGACUGACCUGGAGGUGCGCAGCCGCAUCAAGAGCAUGCAGUGUGGAACCCGCACUGUGCAGGAGUAUGCCAACGAGUUCGAACGGACCCUGUUACUCCUGACAGUCGCUCUCACUGAGAACGAGGCAAUGUCGUCGUUCUAUGAGGGCUUACCCCAGUGGCUUCGCGAGAGGCUCGUGCUGGGCAAGAACCAGUACACUACGUACAAGGAGCUCAAGACAGCUGUCAUUGAUCUUGACGUGAGCGUCCGCACCUGCCUUAAUGCCGCCAAGGGUCACUUGCAGAACGGGGGUGAAGGCCCUAGUGGCCAGACCAAUGCGGCGCAGCCUUCCAAUGGGAAAGGCCCUUGGAAGAAGAGGCCAUUCCAGCCGCAGAGCCAGCAGAAUGGGCCACAGCCUAAGAAGCCUUUUCACAAGGGUGGCCAGCAGAGGAACGGAAUUCCUUUCUGCACCUACUGCAAGAAGUUUGGCCAUACGAGGGGGCAGUGCCGUACGCUGAAAAGGUCUGAGGAUUCUGGCAAGCCGCAGCAGGCGAAAAAGAAGGGAGAUGGACCUUCAGGCUCGCGUCAGGAUUUUCCCAAGUCCAACUAG
Closterium sp. NIES-65 is the source of this 1965-nucleotide messenger RNA. The record is from the annotation of a GenBank genome assembly. NCBI's taxonomy places the organism in Eukaryota, Viridiplantae, Streptophyta, Zygnematophyceae, Desmidiales, Closteriaceae.